Messenger RNA from Necator americanus (New World hookworm), 1107 nucleotides. RefSeq lists its product as uncharacterized. Gene Ontology annotation, cellular component: plasma membrane. Bases 1 to 1107 code for a protein of 368 amino acids. NCBI's taxonomy places the organism in Eukaryota, Metazoa, Nematoda, Chromadorea, Rhabditida, Ancylostomatidae. Gene Ontology annotation, biological process: stabilization of membrane potential; potassium ion transmembrane transport. The transcript is spliced from 8 exons. Gene Ontology annotation, molecular function: potassium ion leak channel activity; outward rectifier potassium channel activity. The record is from RefSeq and is a predicted model, not a curated record.
AUGAACGCUACCGAGGGCUCGAGUUCCAAUCUGUGGGACAGAUUGCGUCUUCGUGCUGUUUUUCUGCAUCUCGGACUCGUCAUCACCUGCAUAGCAUAUAUUGUCCUUGGGGCAUUGUUGUUCCAAGCUAUAGAACGACCAAUUGAGCUUCACAUGCGAGAGCAAGCGUUGAAAAUGUUCGAAAAGGUUAAGGAAGACUUCUUUUCCAACAUCAGCCAAAGUAACAGAGAUAUCGAAGGGAUAGUCGAUGCGUAUAUUGGGAACAUGUUGACGCUGUUCGAAAACCCCCACUACGCCCACGUAUUCGAGACGCACCUCUCCAAUGGCACGCACGAUAAGGAUAUUUGGACAUUUUCAGCUGCUGUUCUCUUCACAACAACUACCAUAAUUCCUGUGGGAUAUGGUAAUGUUUGCCCCGCUUCCGAGUUAGGAAGGAUGUUGCUGAUCAUCUAUGGAAUUGUAGGAAUGCCUUUAGCAUUGGUUACAAUGGCAGAUACGGGGAAAUUUCUCAGCAGAGGUGUGACCAUCUGGUUUGACGAGUCGAUGGCCGUGCCUACUGGAUUAUUUCUCUCUAUUCUUUGCUUUUAUCCAGUAAUCGGUGGUCUUCUUUUCCACCACUACGCUGAUCUGCAGUUCCGUGACGCAAUUUAUUUUAGUUUCACUUCGAUAUUUACCAUUGGAUUUGGUGAUUUAAUGCCAAGCAUCAAUGUGAUCUACUUGGUGAUCUUUAUUGUCUUCGGAGUGAUCCUGGUCACAAUCACUAUCGAUUUCGUAGCCGCUGAAGUGAUCGAUCACAUCCACUACAUGGGUCGACAUGUAGGAAAAGCGCGCGAAAUUGCUGGAAAAAUGAUGCAGUUAGCUCAAUCCAUCAACAUGAACCGAGGCAUCACUGGAUUAACAGCCGGUAUGAAUCAGCUGCAAGCUCUCGCUAAAUUUGGUUUACUAGGGAAAAUCGAUCGCGAGGUCCUUGAAAAAGGCACACCUUAUGCGUUUGCGCCUUUCCUUGAAGAUAUGGAUUUUAUGGAUAAUGCAUCUAUCUAUACCAGUCCCAAAGACGAGAAGCCAACGCUUAAUCAACAGCCACUACGACAUCUAUAUCUGUCGUGA